CCACGCAGUAGCGCCGAUUUCAAUGGGGCUCGACCUGACCUGGUACCUUCUCUUCUCUCGUGGAAGGAGAUCCUCAUUUCAAUGAUAAUAUAGCUGGGAAACGCCCUCUAGACAGCGACAAUACUCGAAACAUGAUUCCACGAGAAAUCGUCGCCCAGCUAAUAGCGGAACGAGGAGACUUGAACCCUGCACCACGAGGCAUUCAAGAAGUCAUAACGGCAUGUUGCUUCCUCUCGAUCUUGCUGCCGGCAGGAGUUGUGCGCUUAAGCGCUGGACCGAUUAUCUUCGGUCUCUACUUCUACAUCCUCUUCUGGACCGAGCAACAGUCUCGUCAAUCAUAUUUACUGGGAGUGUCCUGUACGAUUCUGGUUUAUCGAUGGCUUGAUCUUGUGGUCAUCCAUAAGCCGGAACGUGACUUCUGGAAGGUCGAGGAGCAGGACGAUGGCACGGUGGUGCAGGGGCGGGCUCCAGAGGGUUGGUGGCCUAGGUUGAAAUGGGCGUUCUUCCUUUGGAAUAAUCAGAGAGGCGUAGGCUGGAACAUUGAGCCGGAUUGCCUACCUGCUGCCGUUCCUCGAGGAUAUUCACGAAGUCAAUUUCUCAAGGACACCUUCCGACGCUUUGGUUAUGCUUUGCUCAGCCAAGCUUUGACUAAUGCCGUCCUGCGAAUAGGAUACUUCUACUUUCUCUCCCAAUACCCAUGGGACGAUCAAUCCUAUCACUUUUUCCGAUUCCCCUUGACUGGACAAAUCAUGCUCUCUUGGGUGACAGCUUUCAAGCUCUACACUAAUAUUAAUAUGUUGUAUUUUGCAUUAGCUUUGGUCACAGUACUUCUCAACAUUUAUGAACCUCGGGACUGGCCCCCAAUCUUUGGUUCUUUUCUGUUUGACGGAUGGAGCGUGAGAAAUAUGUGGGGACGCUGCUGGCAUCAGAUGAUGAGACGUCCUUGUUCGGAGGCUGGACGGAUUGUCAAGAAUAUCUUCGGCUUCAGAAAGGGUGGUUUCAUGAGCAGAUACAGCCAAAUUUGGGUUGGAUUUGCUGUCAGCGCUUUAGCCCACCAGGCUGGUGCUAAGGUGGGAAUGUACCAAGAUGGAGGGUAUUGGCAAGCUGUCUACUUCAUGACCCAGCCCCUAGCUAUCAUGUUCGAAGAUGGGAUUAUGGCUCUGGGUCGCAGAGCAGGAGUGAAGUCGAGCGGUUGGACGAAAUUUAUUGGCAGGGCAUGGGUAUUUCUCUGGUUCUCAUGGACAUUGAGAUUCAUGGUUGCAUACCAGCCAACGUCUUGGCUUAUCGACGAAUCAGUCAUCCCUUGGAACUCGGCAACAAUAGCAGCAGCUGACAAAAUAGAUCCUGAUCUAGCUGUACUGUUGACAGCUGAGCACUGGAAGCUGCGUUGGUUGUGCAACGCACUUGGCAUUGAGUGUGGAUAUUACAGCGACAAGGUUUAUUGGUGAUGAGAGUGAACUCGGGAAGCAAGAGGAAAGAUGUGCAUUGCCUAAGUAUAGAUAUCCCC
Messenger RNA from Mollisia scopiformis, 1507 nucleotides. RefSeq lists its product as uncharacterized. NCBI's taxonomy places the organism in Eukaryota, Fungi, Ascomycota, Leotiomycetes, Helotiales, Mollisiaceae. The transcript is spliced from 4 exons. Bases 132 to 1448 code for a protein of 438 amino acids. The record is from RefSeq and is a predicted model, not a curated record.